AUGCCGGUUUACAUUUUUGUGCAGACAGAUCUUAUGUUUAAUGGCGUGUUCAGCGCUGUGACUCAGUUGUCUCAACGUCGUCAGAUUGGUCAUCUUGGAUAUAAGAGCGUGACUAACGCCUGUAUCGUCAAUCGUGAAUCAAUCGAUACCUUCGACAACGCGUACCAUUGGGCUCGAACAACUGCUGUUAUCUUGCGGAACUUUAUGAUCGAGGCGUGUAAUUUGCCCCUCUUUCCCUCAAAUGCGCAAACGACCAUUCCCAACCAAAGAACGACCCGGAUCGAUGCUGCUGGAGAACAAAUCUCGAUCACCAGUCUCGUUGAGGAGGCCGAGCGGGUUCGAGACAGCUAUGACCAGCUUUUCCCUCACUAUCUGCUUCAAGACAGUGCGAACUCUGCGAACUCUGCUCCCGGAUCCUUCGUCCGUCGUGCUGUCAUCGUGGUGCGUGAUACCACGACUGAUACAUGGCGUCUCUACGAUCUCCACACAACUCUGCGCUGGCAACGGAUGCCCAAUCCGAGCACCGAAUGGAAAACGGUUGGAACGGUGACCUGUGUUGGCGGCAUUGUCACAAAAGACGCCAAUGCUGAUGCUUGGAAAAGACUGCUCCUUCUUAUCGAGGAUGACGAUGAUGCCUCUAUGAAACGUGCCGAUGCCAUCGUUGAGGCUCUGGUUGCGGAUCUGAAGAAGCUCGAUGUCAACCCCAACAAGUAA
Molecule: messenger RNA, 714 nt
Organism: Capsaspora owczarzaki ATCC 30864
Lineage: Eukaryota; Filasterea; Ministeriida; Capsasporidae
Exons: 1
Coding region: 1-714 (237 amino acids)
Source: RefSeq, a predicted model, not a curated record